Molecule: messenger RNA, 354 nt
Organism: Pediculus humanus corporis (human body louse)
Lineage: Eukaryota; Metazoa; Arthropoda; Insecta; Psocodea; Pediculidae
Exons: 3
Coding region: 1-354 (117 amino acids)
Source: RefSeq, a predicted model, not a curated record
AUGGCUUUGGUAGCAGCACCUCCCAGCUACACUAGGAUGUAUCACUACUACCCUCCAAGUUCAUAUUAUCAAAGUUUCUAUCCGCCCCGGUACCCAGGUGGGCAUGACUUCUACCCAAAAAGUACUUUCACAGCAACAAGAUAUCACAAUCAAUAUUUUGCAACAUCCAUAAAUUCUCUUAAAUGUGGGUUUGUUGUUAUUGUUGUUGUUAUUCCUUUAAGGUGUUUGUCUAUUUCCGAUGUUUUAAUCAAAUACGACGAUGGGAUUUAUUAUCCGUCACAAAAGCCAACAUAUUCCAGUAAUCCGAAUGUUUUCUUUCAAAGGAAUCAAAUACACACUGGAAUAUUAUAUUGA